This is a messenger RNA of Babesia bigemina, 630 nucleotides long. RefSeq lists its product as hypothetical. NCBI's taxonomy places the organism in Eukaryota, Apicomplexa, Aconoidasida, Piroplasmida, Babesiidae. The transcript has a single exon. The record is from RefSeq and is a predicted model, not a curated record. Bases 1 to 630 code for a protein of 209 amino acids.
AUGAGCAGGAAGCAGGAGGUCGUGCCGUCAACGCACAACUCCCUCGACGUGCUGCCGGAAAUCUUCAGGAACGAGGAGUCGUCGCUGCUCAUACAGACGUACCCGCUGGAGAUGGUGAAGCGAGCUGUUGGCGAGAUCGCCGUGUGCCUCUCCGCCUUCACGCACUACGCAAGGGAGUACCGCGACGCGCUUGCAUUCGCCCCGGGCGACACCAAGAAGCUCUUCAAGCAGAAGCUGCUCAUGGACUACUACGCACUCUGCUACCUGGCCGGCUCGAAGAACUACUACCUGUACAACACGCACCGGAUGAACCUGAUAAAGGAGCUCGCCGUCACGUACAACGGGCUGUACGACGUCAUCCCCAUGAACGUCAUCGAGCGCCUGUCGGACCAGGAGGCGACGUUCCUCAGGGACACGUGCAACUCCAUCAUCAAGGCACCCCUGCCGGUGCGUCCGAAGAGCUACAGCAUCAUCGCGAUCCUCAAGGACAUCGUCACCGACGACAUCGCAGACAGGAACAACCCCAACAUGCGCUACUACCCCAAGGGCGCGAAGCUCACCGUACCGACUGACAUGGCCGAGCUGCUCGUGCAGUCGAACUGGAUCAAGGUCAUCAAAACCAACCUUUAA